CCUGUUCAGAAACCCGAUCACGAUAAGCAACAACUCAUCCAGAACACUAGCAUGGAGGUUAAAAAGGAUGAUUUAUCGUAUUUUUCGCCGCUCGUAACUUUUCAGGUAGUGGAAGACACGAUCUUCAAAGUCCCUCGUAGAGAAUUUGAGGAGGAAUCCGAAGUUUUUGAAGACAUGUACUCAUUGCCAUCAGAGAAUGCUAAGGAAGGAGAAAGUGAUGAGCAUCCGCUCCGUCUGGAGGGUGUGUCAGUUAGUGACUUUCGUUGUUUCUUACAGGCCUUGAUUCGCAGGCCAGCACUUCGAAGCACAAAGUCACUCACAGAACACGAUCUCGAGAUGGCAUUGAAGCUAGCUAAGAUGUGGUGCUUCAAUGGGCUACAAGAGGUUCUAAUCAAAGACCUUGAGGCCUUAGGACUUCCCGCUUCUCGUAAACUCCAACUUGCUCGUCUAUAUGACAUUAAGGAGUGGUACAAACCAGAGCUGCGAAAACUUGCAUUGCGACGCUCCAGCUUAACCCUUGAAGAGGCAGAGCGGCUUGGACUCGAUCUAACGGUU
This is a messenger RNA of Fomitiporia mediterranea MF3/22, 555 nucleotides long. RefSeq lists its product as uncharacterized. The record is from RefSeq and is a predicted model, not a curated record. The transcript is spliced from 3 exons. The annotation marks the transcript as partial. NCBI's taxonomy places the organism in Eukaryota, Fungi, Basidiomycota, Agaricomycetes, Hymenochaetales, Hymenochaetaceae.